AUGAAAUACGACGCUUCGGAUGAGCGGUGGGCUAAUCCCCCGCAGCCAGUGGCUGCGGCGGAGCAAGCACCUGCGUUCGAUCAUUCGAUGGUCAGCGAGGAGUAUGAGCAUGAUAAAAAGAAGAACCCAGCUCCAAAGCAAGGAAUCUCGUUUUCUCAAGCUCUCUUGGCUUCUGGACACGAGAAAUCGGAUGGAAAGAUCAAGUUGACGGCGAGUUCGUUUAUGGAAGUUGGAUCGUAUGCGGUGUUUCUGAUUGUGUUGGUUUAUGUUGCCUUUGCCCAAAAUAGCAUCCAAUCCUACUACUACACCAAAGUCAUGAGCGAUCUCUUCGUCUCCGCCUCUGGCGCCAACGGAGCCCCAGCCUUCGGAUCAUGCACCUCUAUGGAUAAUAUCUGGGAUUGGUUCUCUCAAGUCCUGAUCCCCGGUAUCUAUUGGACGGAGAAUUCGAAUUCGACGGAUAACGAGAACAUGAUUUACUAUGAGAACCGGUUGUUAGGAGAGCCUCGGAUUCGGAUGUUGAGAGUGACCAAUGAUUCGUGUACUGUGAUGAAAAGUUUCCAGAGGGAGAUCAAAGAGUGUUUCGCGAAUUAUGAGGAGAAGUAUGAGGAUAAGACGAAUGUGGCAGAUGGGAGUGUUGAUGCAUACAUCUACGCCACAUCCAAAGAACUUGAAAACUUCGACACUGUGGGUACUAUCUCAACCUACGGAGGUGGUGGAUUCGUUCAACGUCUUCCGGUAUCUGGAUCCACCGAAGCUCAGUCAGCGAUUGCCACGUUGAAAGCAAAUCGAUGGAUUGAUCGAGGAACAAGAGCUAUUGUUGUGGAUUUUGCGUUGUAUAAUGCCAACAUCAAUCUUUUUUGUGUUGUGAAACUACUCUUCGAGCUCCCUGCAUCUGGUGGUGUCAUCACGACUCCUAAAAUCAUGACCUACAAUCUAAUGACCUAUCAAGCUUCAUCUGGAACCCGUAUGAUUGUUUUCGAAGGGAUUUUCUGUGGUUUCAUUCUCUUUUUCAUCUUCGAAGAGCUCUUCGCCAUCGCCCGCCACCGUCUUCAUUACCUAACUCAAUUCUGGAAUCUGGUCGACGUAGCGUUGCUGGGAUUCUCAGUUGCCACUAUCAUCCUCUCCAUGAAGCGUACAAAAACUGCAACGAAUCGUGUCAACUCUGUCAUAGAAAACGGGUUGACAAAUGCUCCGUUUGAUGACGUCACUUCUGCGGAGAACGCGUACUUGAAUAUCAAAGCCUGCGCGAUUUUCAUUGCAUGGGUCAAGGUGUUCAAGUUCAUUUCCGUCAACAAGACAAUGUCUCAAUUGUCAUCUACACUGACGAGAUCUGCAAAGGAUAUCGGAGGAUUUGCAGUCAUGUUUGCUGUGUUCUUCUUUGCAUUCGCUCAGUUUGGAUACUUGUGCUUCGGAACACAGAUCGCCGACUACUCCAACCUCUACAACUCGGCGUUCGCUCUCCUCCGUCUUAUCCUCGGAGACUUCAACUUCUCCGCACUGGAAAACUGUAACAGAUUCUUCGGUCCCGCCUUCUUCGUCGCCUACGUCUUCUUCGUCUCGUUCAUUCUGCUCAACAUGUUCUUGGCUAUCAUCAACGAUUCGUAUGUGGAAGUGAAGGCAGAGUUGGCUAGAAAGAAGGAUGGGGAAGGAAUUUUGGAUUGGUUUAUGAAUAAAGUCCGUGGUCUAACGAAACGAGGAAAACGUCCGGAUGCCCCUGGAGAGGAUGCCACUUAUGAGGACUACAAGAUCAUGUUGUACCGUGCAGGAUACGCUGAGAAGGAUAUCAAUGAGGCAUUCACUCGAUUCAAUGUGACCACUAUGACCGAACAUAUUCCGGAGAAAAUGGCGGAGGAUAUUGCUGAUGAGGUGGCGAGAGUGACUGAGCAAAAGAGGAAUUAUAUGGAGAAUCACAGGGAUUAUGCGAACUUGAACCGUCGUGUCGACCAAAUGCAAGAAUCGGUGUUCAGUAUUGUUGAUCGCAUCGAAAAUGUGAAUGUAACCCUUCAAACCAUCGAGAAACAAAGAAUUCAACAACAGGAUGGAGGAAAUUUGAUGGAUUUGAGUGCCCUACUGACCAGCCAAGUCCGUAACCGUGAAUCCGCCCGUCGUCAAACCAUCACCUCAAUCGCCGAUAAGAAGGAGGACUUGAACCGCCGUGUCGACCAAAUGCAAGAAUCGGUGUUCAGUAUCGUUGAUCGCAUCGAAAAUGUGAAUGCUACCCUUCAAACCAUCGAGAAACAAAGAAUUCAACAACAGGAUGGAGGAAAUUUGAUGGAUUUGAGCGCCCUUCUGACCAGCCAAGUCCGUAACCGUGAAUCCGCCCGUCGUCAAACCAUCACCUCAAUCGCCGAUAAGAAGGAGGAGUAG
Messenger RNA from Caenorhabditis remanei, 2367 nucleotides. RefSeq lists its product as uncharacterized. The record is from RefSeq and is a predicted model, not a curated record. Gene Ontology annotation, molecular function: calcium ion binding; calcium channel activity. Gene Ontology annotation, biological process: detection of mechanical stimulus. The transcript is spliced from 11 exons. Gene Ontology annotation, cellular component: membrane. The coding region runs from base 1 to 2367 and encodes 788 amino acids. Lineage: Eukaryota; Metazoa; Nematoda; Chromadorea; Rhabditida; Rhabditidae.